Messenger RNA from Penicillium paradoxum, 1734 nucleotides. Its product is annotated as ubiquitin-specific protease UBP6. The transcript is spliced from 3 exons. Bases 1 to 1734 code for a protein of 577 amino acids. The record is from RefSeq and is a predicted model, not a curated record. Gene Ontology annotation, biological process: proteasome-mediated ubiquitin-dependent protein catabolic process; regulation of proteasomal protein catabolic process; protein deubiquitination. NCBI's taxonomy places the organism in Eukaryota, Fungi, Ascomycota, Eurotiomycetes, Eurotiales, Aspergillaceae. Gene Ontology annotation, molecular function: cysteine-type deubiquitinase activity; protein binding; proteasome binding.
AUGGCGGCCAUACCGAUUAUCGUCAAGCACGCCGGCAAGCGCCACGAAAUCGAGCUCGAUCCUACCUCGAACGGCGAAACACUCAAAUACCAACUCUUUUCCUUGACGGGCGUGGAACCCGAUCGCCAGAAGGUUUUGGUGAAAGGCGGCCAGCUCAAAGAUGAUACCCUUCUUUCGACACUCAAUGCCAAACCCGGACAGACGUUUAUGAUGAUGGGCACACCGUCCGGAGGCCAAGGUUCCGCUGACCUUGGUCGGCCGAAGGAGACAGUCAAAUUCCUGGAAGAUAUGACCGAGGCCGAGGUAGCCCAACAGGAGGGGGCCACCCCUGCUGGUUUGCAGAACCUGGGGAACUCAUGCUAUCUCAACUCUACCCUACAAACUUUGCGGAGUGUUCCAGAGCUUCAAGAAGAGCUCUUUAAAUAUCGCCCAACUGGCGGAGCUGGACAACCCACUCUGUCCGAUCUCAGCAGCUUCGGUAUUGGUGGACUUGGAGGCUCUCGGGAUUUGGCCGCUUCUCUACGAGACCUCUUCAAGCAAAUGUCUGCGACUCAGGAGGGCAUUCCUCCUCUGAUGUUCCUUAACUCCCUCCGAUCCGUUUUUCCUCAAUUUGCCCAACGUGAUCGCAAUGGGCAAGGAUACGCUCAACAGGAUGCCGAAGAAGCUUUCUCUCAGAUUAUCAACCAGUUGCGGGCCAAGUUGACUAUCACCGAUGGCGAGGGGGAGUCUGCUACAACUACCUCAUUUGUGGACAAAUACCUCGCAGGCCAAUUUGAGUCAGUCACUGAAUGCGACGAUCCCGCCGCCAAGGAACUCGGCGAGGAGCCGACUCAAAGUUCCGAUGUUUUCUACAAGCUGGAUUGCCAUAUCGGAAAAGAAACCAACCACCUGCAAGAUGGAAUUCUGGCUGGCCUGGAAGAGCAGAUUGAGAAAAAUUCCCCUCUUUUGGGGCACAAUUCUGUGUACAAAAAGCGGUCACGCAUCGCACGGCUCCCUAAGUAUCUAACGGUGCAUUUUGUUCGAUUCUUCUGGAAGCGUGAGACCCAAAAGAAGGCUAAGAUCAUGCGCAAAGUUACAUUCCCUGCCGAGUUGGAUGUUGUGGAGUUCUGUACCGAGGAUCUGCGGAAGCAGCUUAUCCCUAUUCGUGACAAGGUUCGCGAGAUUCGCAAGGAGGAAGUGGACGUUGAGCGUGCUCAAAAACGCCAAAGAGUUGCUGAAGAGCGCGCGGAGCGCCAGCAGAAAGAGGCUGGCCUGAGCGAAAGCGUGGAGCCGAUGCAGAAGAAGAAGGCUACUGAGGAAAACAAGGGUAAAGCUCAAGAUAAGGACGGGGAUAGCCAGAUGGAGGAAACUUUCAAGACCGAUGCGGAAUACGAAGCAGAGAAAGCGGAAUCGAUCCGCGUUGCUAAGAAGGAGCUCCAAGAGCUCCUCCGCCAACGGGGUGCUGGAGACAACGGAACCAACCAGUCUGGUUUGUAUGAGCUUCGCGCUGUGAUUACGCACCAGGGUGCUAGUGCCGACAGCGGUCACUACACGGCAUAUGUGAAGAAACAGGAGCGCGAUGAGCCCCAAACAGGUAGCAAGCGUCGCGAGGCGGAUGACAAGUGGUGGUGGUUCAACGACGACACCGUGACUGAGGUAGAGGCACAGAAGAUCGAGACCCUUUCGGGAGGUGGUGAAUCGCACUCUGCCCUUAUUUGCCUCUACCGCGCGAUUGACCUACCUAAGGCCGAGUAA